Carica papaya (papaya) is the source of this 2242-nucleotide messenger RNA. RefSeq lists its product as uncharacterized. Gene Ontology annotation, biological process: dGTP catabolic process. Gene Ontology annotation, cellular component: nucleus. Lineage: Eukaryota; Viridiplantae; Streptophyta; Magnoliopsida; Brassicales; Caricaceae. The record is from RefSeq and is a predicted model, not a curated record. Gene Ontology annotation, molecular function: dGTPase activity.
AACGUAUCAUCAUUUCUCCACCUGAAAAACAGUUAUAAAGGACAAUUACACAUUCAUGUAACGCUUCAAAAGCAGACGUAUGGACAGAAUUUCCCCAUCCCUGAUUGGUCCGUAAACUCCACGCGCAUGGCUCCCCCCCUCCCCCCCCCCCCCUCUCUGGCGGCAUAACUUCACCACCUCGCCACUCCUCAUUCUCAUAGUAACCAAUCACCACUUAACCUGUUCAAAACCCUAGGUUCGCUAUAAUCGAGUUCGAAUUCGAAAUAUAGUUCUUUUUGCAGCUCGACAAACUUCUGUUGUUUCUGCGCCGGUCAAGUUGUCACUCGAUAAACAAUGGGAGCUUGGACAGACGAAGAGAUCGUUCAUCUCUACUUCAAUUCUUCUCAUGAUCGCCGUUUCUCCAAGCACGUUCAUGACAAUGUCCAUGGCAACAUCUAUCUGGACCAGCUGUCAUUGAAAUUCAUUGAUACGGAACAGUUUCAGAGACUGCGUGAUCUAAAGCAACUUGGUCUAACGAACAUGGUUUACCCAGGAGCUGUGCAUUCUCGGUUUGAGCAUUCACUUGGGGUUUAUUGGCUUGCAAGUGAAGCCGUUCAUACAAUUAAAACUCACCAAGGCUUGGAGCUUGGUAUUGAUCGUUUUGACAUACAAAGAGUGAAACUUGCUGGACUACUGCAUGAUGUUGGCCAUGGACCAUUCAGCCACAUGUUCGAGCGCGAGUUUCUUCCUCGGAUUUUUAAUAACCUCGAAUGGUCUCAUGAGGACAUGUCUCUGAAGAUGAUAGACCACAUUGUGAGUGCACACCAUAUUGACAUUGACUCUGAGAAUCUUAAGAAAGUGAAGGAAAUGAUUGCUAGUUCAGGACAUGCUUCAAAAAGAAAUGUGAACGAAAAGCAGUUCUUAUACGAUAUAGUUGCAAACAAUAGGAAUGGGAUUGAUGUUGACAAGUUUGACUAUAUUGUUCGUGACUCACGAGCAUGUGGUCUAGGCUGCAAUUUCCUGUUUGAAAGGUUAAUGGAAACCAUGAGAGUUAUGGGUGAUGAGAUAUGUUACCGCGCAAAGGAUUACCUUACGAUUCACAAGUUAUUUGCGACUCGUGCUGAUUUGCACCGAACAGUCUAUACACAUGCAAAAGUAAAGGCAAUUGAACUCAUGUUUGUAGAUGCGCUUUUGAAGGCAAACGAUUACCUACACAUUUCAGAUGCAAUUUUUGAGCUUGAUAAAUUUUUGCAGAUAGAUGACUCAAUCAUGAAAAUAAUUGAAACCUCUAGUGCCCCAGAGCUCAAGGAGUCAAGAGAUUUGAUUUUACGUAUUCGAAGAAGGGAUUUAUAUCAGUUCUGCAAUGAAUUCUCUGUUCCCAAAGACAAGCUAGAGCACUUCAAAGAUGUCACUCCCAAAGAUAUUGUUUGUUCCCAGAAAUCUAGUGGCGUCACGCUUAAAGAAGAAGAUAUCGCUGUCAGCAAUGUUAGGAUUGAUUUGACUCGUGGAAGGAAUAACCCUUUAGAAAGCAUCAAAUUUUUUAAGGAUUAUGAAAGCGAUGAAAAAUUCUUCAUACGAGAUGAUCGUAUUAGUCACUUGCUGCCGGCAUUUUAUCAAGAUAUGCUCGUAAGGGUGUAUUCCAAGAAAGCUGAACUGGUGGGAGAAGUUUCUGAUGCAUUUGAGAACUUUCAGCUGAGGACAUAUGGAAUGAAAGCACAAGUCCAUGCAACCCCUGAGAAGAAGAAACACCGGGGGAAGUGAGUACUUGCUGUCUUACCUCCGCUCCACCAUCAGCUGGAGCUGGUACGUACAUGGAUACGGUACAUACAGCUUAUAGAAAACUGCAAAGAAAAAUUGCCCUACAGAAUACUGCAAAGAAAAUUACCCUGAGCAAAUAUGUUAUUCUGUAUUCCCGCACUUCGCUCUCAUAUACAGAGGCAGACAUCUUACAGUUGGACAAUCUCAAUAGUACUUAUUCCCCUUGCUGAAAGUAGUUGUAGUCAAAAUUUUCGUUAUAGUUGACUUAGGAAUACCGCUUGAUGUUUAUGGGUGAUGUGUACAUUCCUUAGUUUGUGACUGAAGAAUUCGUUAUAGUAGACUUUCUACUUCGUUUAGAACCAAGGAAAAGUAGCCACCUGGGAUGACAGAAGUUUCCUUGAGCUUCUUCUGAAAGUAUGUAUUAAAAUGACAACAUUAGUUGGGGAUACUUUCUGCUGUGUUGAAAUACAUUUAUAUUUUUUAAAGGAAGGUUAAAAUUUUGAAC